AAAACCAAGUGGAUGCAAUGCGAUGUCUGCAAUGUCGUUGGCCUGGAACCUGACCAAUGCUUUGAGGGUGUGAAAACUGUGUAGGAGGAGAGGCAAAUGAACCUUUUGCGAAUACAUCUCUAAGAAUCGGAACAACAGAACUACUCUUACCUCAGUCUGCAACGUGUCGGUAAUUAAUUGAUAAUGAGCAUUACUCCUUGAAGGCAAAGGGCCUACUGGCAAAGAGAAAACCAAAUAAUGAUGAACUACACUGAGGAAGCGAGACAUGGCUUUUACACCAAAGGUUCCCACCAUGAGAACAUCCUGUUUGCGAGCUUUUACAUCCUGGUCUUUGUGGUCGCCGUGCCUGGCAACACCUUGGCAUUGUGGGUGUUCUGUCGUCAGGCUGACACCUCACCCUCCAAGCUCUUUCUAAAGCACCUGGCCAUAGCAGAUGUCUCCUACGUGCUGAUCUUGCCCAUGCGGAUGGUCUACCACUUCUCAGACAGCCACUGGCCCUUUGGAGAGGUCCCCUGCCGCCUGGUGGGGUUUCUCUUCUACCUCAACAUGUACUGCAGUCUUUACUUCAUGACCUGCAUCAGCCUGGACCGCCUCAUUGCCCUGGUCCUACCGCUCAGGUCACGGUCAAUGAGGAAGGCUUCAUAUGCCAGAGUGGUAGUGGUAAUCCUGUGGGUCACAGUGACCGUGACUAUGGCUCCCUUGCUAUUCUCCAAAAAACAAACCAUGAUUCAGGUUGACAACACAACCGUGGUCAUGUGUAACCAGCUGUACUUGGAAAAGACGUCUCCCAAUGCACUGGUGUCAACCAUGGUGGCGUUUAGUAUUCCUCUGGUCACUAUAGUGGUAUCCUAUAUAUUAAUCCUGUUGAAACUGAAGGGCAUCGAGCAACAGGAGGGAAGCUCGAUCAGAGACAAGGCCAUCAGGAUGAUCCUUCUCAUCAUGGUGAACUUCCUGGUUGCUUUUGUGCCCUAUCACUUGAACCGUUUCAUCUACAUUGAGAGACACACUCAUAGCGACAUGGAAACUGCGUCCAUUGAGGCUCUGGCACUAGCCAACCGAGUCACUUCCGCACUAACCUGUUUGAGUGGAGCUUUGGAUCCUAUUAUGUACUUUUUUUUGGCAAGGACUUAUCAAAGUAUACUGCUGCAGCUGUUCUGUAGAGACAGGAGGGCGGACCAGCCAACCACAACCUGAUCUAGGAUCAGGUCUCGCCAGUACAUCAUCUUUUCUUUUUUUUUAAGGCUAAACUGAUCCUAGAUCAGCACUCCUCCUGCUCUGAGACCAGUACAAGAGUAUGCUUGCAGUGAUUCAAUGACUAUUUAAUAUUACAAUGGCAAUGUACAGUAUUGAAUCCUACAGUAUGAUCUCAUUGUGGAGUUGUGCAAUAAAGGCUACAUGCAAAUAUCUUAUUAAAAAUAAUGGUUGGUAGGCCUAUAUGUAUGAAAAUUAAUCUUAUUUCUAAGUUGUUUUACCAUUGCUGUUAUUGUAUUGUAGGCAUAUUGUAUGCCUAUUAUUAAACUUUUUGGCUAAAUUAAUAAAUAAAAUGUUAUUUUU
Oncorhynchus masou masou (cherry salmon) is the source of this 1554-nucleotide messenger RNA. Its product is annotated as uracil nucleotide/cysteinyl leukotriene receptor. Gene Ontology annotation, cellular component: plasma membrane. The coding region runs from base 238 to 1194 and encodes 318 amino acids. The transcript is spliced from 2 exons. Gene Ontology annotation, biological process: positive regulation of Rho protein signal transduction; phospholipase C-activating G protein-coupled receptor signaling pathway. The record is from RefSeq and is a predicted model, not a curated record. Gene Ontology annotation, molecular function: G protein-coupled receptor activity. Lineage: Eukaryota; Metazoa; Chordata; Actinopteri; Salmoniformes; Salmonidae.